GUGGAGACGAUGUGUGGACUCUACAAGAUGAUAUUUUCUAUGUGAUCUCACAUAAUAAAUACUUCUAUUUUACAGAUGUAAUUUUCUGCCAUUCUGUUGGUUUAGGGUGAAGAUAUGAUGAACAUGAAAGUUGAGGGUGAAGUGGAGACGUAUGUGAGGGAUGAUCAGCAACAUAAGGAGGAGCGGGGUAGAAUGACGAGGACAUUCAAAGAAGAGGACACUCCUACAGAGAUCAGCACAGGACACGCCAUUGAGAAACCCUCAAAGGAUCAUCUGACAUCUCUAAGCUGUGAAAUGGAAGAUGAGGACAUCACAAGAGAUUGUGCAGGAGAAAAGGCAAUGAGCUCAGCUAUGGAUGGAGGACUUCACAGUGUGGAUAGACUAUCAAAUGCCUCUGACUCUGAGCAACCUCAGACUGUGAGGGAUGGUGCCGGAAUUCAGGGGGAGGAGAAAUUUUCCUGUAAUGAAUGUGGGGAAAGUUUUAGCUCAUUGUCCGAUCUUUGCAUACAUCAGAGUACUCACAAGAGGAAAAAUCUUUAUUCAUGUCCUGAGUGUGGGAAAUGGUUUUCAGAGAUGUCCAAACUUUACAAACAUCACAAGACUCACUCUAGAGAGAAGCCAUAUUCUUGCUCUGAAUGUGGGAAAUCUUUUCCACAAAAAUCAAAACUUGUCAGACAUCAGAGAUCUCACACGGGAGAGAAGCUUUAUCCCUGUCCUGAGUGCGGAAAAGGUUUUCCAGAGAAGUCCAAGCUUUUCAGACAUCAGAGGAUUCACACGGGGGAGAGACCAUAUUCCUGUCCUGAGUGUGGAAAAUGCUUUCAACAGAAAUCUGACCUUGAUAGACAUCAAAGGUAUCACACAGGGGAGAGGCCGUAUUCCUGCACUGACUGCGAGAAAUGUUAUCUACAUAAAUCCGACUUUGUUAGACAUCAAAGAACUCACACAGGAGAAAAGCCAUAUUCCUGCGCCGAAUGUGGUAAACAUUUCUUGCAGAAGUCAAGUCUUCACAUACAUCAGAGGAUUCAUACGGGAGAGAGGCCAUAUUCCUGUCGUGUGUGCGGAAAAACUUUUUCACAGUCAUCCCAUCUUUACGUACAUCAGAGGUCUCACACAGAGGAGAAGCAGUAUUCCUGUCCUAAGUGCGAGAAAUGUUUUUCUCAGAAAUCAGCCCUUGUUAUACAUCAAAGAUCUCGCACCUGUGAGAUGAGGGGAAGGUUUUUCACAGGUGUCUCAUCUUCACAAGCAUCAGAGGAUUCACAUGGGGGAGGAGCCGUAUUGCUGUCCUGAGGGUGGGAAAUGUUUCUCACGGAUAUCGGACCUUGGUAGACAAAGAUGUCACGAAGGGUAGAUGCUGUAUUCUUGUGCUAAGUGUGGUAAAUGUUUAUCAGAGAAGGCCAGUCUUUAUAGACAUCAGGGUAAAAGCCGUAUUCCUCUCCUAAAUGUUAAAAUGCUAGGGGUAGAUUCACGUACGGGCGCCUAAAAUUCGGACGGCCUAGCCUACUUUUUUUAGGCUACACCGCCUUA
Rana temporaria (common frog) is the source of this 1524-nucleotide messenger RNA. Its product is annotated as zinc finger protein 239-like. Gene Ontology annotation, molecular function: DNA-binding transcription repressor activity, RNA polymerase II-specific. Gene Ontology annotation, biological process: negative regulation of transcription by RNA polymerase II. The coding region runs from base 115 to 1287 and encodes 390 amino acids. Lineage: Eukaryota; Metazoa; Chordata; Amphibia; Anura; Ranidae. The record is from RefSeq and is a predicted model, not a curated record. The transcript has 2 exons.